This is a messenger RNA of Melampsora larici-populina 98AG31, 387 nucleotides long. RefSeq lists its product as uncharacterized. Lineage: Eukaryota; Fungi; Basidiomycota; Pucciniomycetes; Pucciniales; Melampsoraceae. The record is from RefSeq and is a predicted model, not a curated record. The coding region runs from base 1 to 387 and encodes 128 amino acids. The transcript is spliced from 2 exons.
AUGUUCUCUAUCAAGACCGCAAUUAUUCUGUUCGCUUUGAUUGGAUCGAUCUACUCCGCCAACACACCGACACCCCACUACCAAAGUCAAUGCUGCCCAAGCAAUGGUGCGGCUUGUUACUCUCAGCCCAGUUAUUGCUCUAACUCAAUAUCCUGCCGAAAAAAUCUGGCAAGUUAUUAUUGCAACGAAGCUGGUGGAUACUGUCAUCGGCACUCUGGAACUCAAAAUGUCGCUGUUGAUCGUUGGUAUCAAUGCGGUUAUAAAAGAUGUUACGGAGAAUUUAAAUGUGUUACUCUCGUAUUUUCUAGUUCAAACACUCAGUCUCUGAAUGAGAUGGAAACUCAAACGCCUCUUAGCAUUCCUUCGAGUAUUGAGAAGGGUCGAUGA